Molecule: messenger RNA, 3354 nt
Organism: Sphenostylis stenocarpa
Lineage: Eukaryota; Viridiplantae; Streptophyta; Magnoliopsida; Fabales; Fabaceae
Source: the annotation of a GenBank genome assembly
AUGAUCGAGGAAGCACUAGUAUGGAGUAGCAGUUACAAAGUUGGUUCCCUUCUUUUACUAUCUCCACUUCGCCAUCGCCAUCUCCAUCUCCAUCUCCAGGUUACGUCUUCUAUAACCGAUAUCAGAAGCAAGAGGUUUUGUGAGAAGCUUGUGUCCAAAAUGGCUAAUUAUGAAGGACAGGCGGUUACUAGUGGUAGCGAUGUUAGAUCAGGGAGUAUGAUUUUUGAGCCUAUUUUGGAAGAUGGAGCGUUCCGUUUUGAUUGUUCUGUGAAUGAUCGAGAUGCAGCAUAUCCCAGUAUUUCUUUUGCGAAUACCAGGGAUAGAGACACACCUAUCUCUACUCGGAAGGUUCCUUUGUACAACCCUACGUUUGAGUGUCUUCUAGAGCAGCAGGUUGUCAAACUUGAGCUGCCUAUAGGUUCCUCACUCUAUGGAACUGGAGAAGCUAGUGGUGAUCUAGAGAGGACGGGCAAAAGAGUGUUUACGUGGAACACAGAUGCAUGGGGUUAUGGACCUGAAACUACGUCCUUGUAUCAAUCACAUCCAUGGGUUUUAGCUGUUCUUCCUAACGGUGAGGCACUUGGAAUUCUUGCUGACACUACAAGGCGCUGUGAGAUUGAUCUGCGGAAAGAAUCAACAAUACAGUUUAUUGCUCCAUCCUCAUAUCCUGUCAUUACAUUUGGCCCUUUUGCUUCACCUACUGAAGUGUUGAUAUCCCUAUCAAAAGCAAUUGGAACUGUAUUUAUGCCCCCAAAAUGGUCAUUAGGCUAUCACCAAUGCCGUUGGAGUUAUUUAUCUGACCAGAGAGUUCUGGAGGUUGCUAAAACAUUUCGGAAAAAGAGUAUUCCUUGUGAUGUGAUAUGGAUGGAUAUCGAUUACAUGGAUGGUUUUCGUUGUUUCACCUUUGACAAGGAACGUUUUCAAGAUCCUGCUUCUCUAGUGAAAGAUCUCCAUUAUAGUGGUUUUAAAGCUAUUUGGAUGCUUGAUCCUGGAAUCAAGCAGGAAGAGGGUUAUUUUGCAUAUGACAGUGGUUCUAAAAAUGAUGUUUGGGUCCAAAAGGCAGAUGGAACUCCUUAUGUUGUCCGUGCAUGGUGGGCAAAUUUAGUUCAAGACUUCAUUUCCAAUGGUGUUGAUGGUAUAUGGAAUGAUAUGAACGAACCAGCUAUCUUUAAGGUUGUAACAAAAACAAUGCCUGAGAGCAAUGUUCAUAGAGGAGAUAGUGAACUGGGAGGUUGCCAGAAUCAUUCAUUCUAUCAUAAUGUGUAUGGUCUACUGAUGGCAAGAUCAACUUAUGAAGGCAUGCAACUAGCUAAUGAAAAUAAGCGUCCUUUUGUUCUUACUAGAGCUGGAUUUUCUGGCAGCCAAAGGUAUGCUUCAACAUGGACUGGAGAUAAUCUCUCUACCUGGGAGCAUCUUCAUAUGAGUAUCUCCAUGGUACUUCAGCUGGGACUUAGUGGUCAGCCACUUUCAGGUCCUGAUAUUGGUGGAUUUGCUGGAAAUGCGACACCUAGGCUUUUUGGAAGGUGGAUGGGUGUAGGUUCUUUGUUUCCCUUUUGCCGAGGGCAUUCUGAAGCUGGCACCACUGACCACGAACCUUGGUCUUUUGGGGAAGAGUGUGAAGAAGUUUGCCGAUUGGCAUUGACGAGGCGCUACCGCCUGAUCCCACUUAUCUACACUCUUUUUUAUUUUGCUCACAUAAGGGGCACUCCAGUGGCAACCCCUACUUUCUUUGCUGAUCCAAAAGAUCCUAGCCUAAGGAAACUUGAAAAUUCGUUUUUGCUUGGUCCAGUCUUGAGAUACCUGUAUGGGAAAUAUGCUGGUUUUCCUGAUGCUUCUGUGCAUCCUUACUGUAAAUUUGGUAUAUCCUUAGUCAUCAAGAAAGGCACCUUACCAAGACAGAGGUUGGAUAAGAUGGAGAUUACUUUGCCUAAGGGGAUAUGGUUAAGUUUUGAUUUCGAUGAUGUGCAUCCGGAUUUGCCAGCUUUAUACUUAAAAGGUGGUUCAAUUGUUCCUGUGGGCCUCCCUCUUCAGCAUGUUGGAGAAGCUAAUCCAUCAGAUGACUUGACCCUUCUUGUGGCUUUAGAUGAACAUGGUGAGUCAACGCCUUCAAACAUACCUUGGCAUGCUUGUACUGCCAUCUUUUUGAGUUGUGAUUCCAAUAAGUCCUUAGCUUCUUUUGAUAAGCUUCAUGGGAAAGCUGAAGGUGUUCUAUUUGAGGAUGAUGGUGAUGGAUACGAAUUCACAAAAGGAAAUUUUUUAUUAACACAUUAUGUGGCUGAACUUAAAUCAUCUGUAGUUACUGUGAGUGUCCACAAAACUGAAGGGUCAUGGGGAAGACCUAAACGCCGCCUGCAUAUUCAAUUAUUACUGGGUGGGGGUGCAAUGCUUGAUACAUGGGGAAAUGAUGGAGAAGUUCUGCAAAUAAUCUUGCCUUCAGAAGAUGAGGUGUUGAAGCUAGUGUCUACUAGUGAGAAGAAAUACAAGGACCGUUUGGAAAAUGCAACUCCAAUUCCUGAUGCAGAAGAGGUUUCUGGACCCAAGGGAACAGAACUUUUAAAAACUCCCAUUGAACUGAAAAAUGGUGAGUGGGAUCUUAAAGUUGUUCCCUGGAUUGGGGGUAGAAUAAUCUCCAUGACACACAUUCCUUCAGGAACACAAUGGCUCCAUAGUAGGAUUGAGAUCCAUGGAUACGAGGAGUAUAGUGGUACAGAGUAUCGCUCUGCUGGCUGUUCUGAGGAGUAUUCUGUCAUUGAUAGUGAACCUGGGCUCGUGGCAUUAGAGGGUGACAUUGGUGGAGGAUUGGUUCUACGACGUCAUAUCUAUGUUCCAAAGAAUGUUGCCAAUAUCAUCCAGAUAGACUCUAGUAUAAUCGCGCGUAGUGUUGGAGCUGGUUCCGGAGGGUUCUCAAGGUUGGUUUGCUUACGAGUUCACCCAACAUUCAAUGUUUUGCAUCCGUCAGAGUCUUUUGUUUCAUUUACUUCAAUGGAUGGAUCGGUGCAUGAAGUCUUUCCUGAUGGUGGAGAGCAAUUCUUUGAAGGAAACCUCAUUCCUAAUGGUGAAUGGAAGCUCAUUGAUAAAUGUCUUGGCUUGGCACUGGUCAACCGAUUUAGUGUCAGUGAGGUAUUUAAGUGUCUCGUUCACUGGGAUUGUGGCACUGUCAAUCUGGAGCUUUGGUCUGAGAGUAGGCCUGUUUCAGAGCAAUCCCCUCUUCGAAUUUCCCAUCAAUACGAGGUUGUCUCUGAAUUGUUCCUAACGCCGAGUAGUGCUGCUACAGAAAAUGCACCUAAAAACUACGCAUCUGAAUUUCUGCGCUGUUUCCUUUCUCCUUUUCAUCUGGAUCCCUGUUCUGUGUAG